UUCCAGAUUAACCGGGUGCGGGGCGUAGACAGGAAGAAGCUGGAGUCGGAAGUCGACGUUCCGCUGCUGUCGAGCGGUUUAGGGACCCCGUGCUUACAGUGAACUGCAGGGGCAUGCUUGGCUGGUAGAGGUUCCGGUGGGAGACAUGGCGGAGAAAUUCGACAACUUAGAGGAGCACCUGGAGAAGUUCGUGGAGAACAUACGGCAGCUGGGGAUCAUCGUAAGCGACUUCCAGCCGAGCAGCCAGGCUGGCCUCAACCAGAAGCUGAAUUUCAUGAUCACAGGAUUGCAGGAUAUAGACAAGUGUCGUCAACAGCUCCAUGACAUAACCGUACCCUUGGAAGUGUUUGACUACAUUGAUCAAGGCCGAAAUCCUCAACUUUACACAAAAGAAUGUUUGGAAAGAGCAUUAGCUAAAAAUGAGCAAGUUAAAGGGAAAAUAGAUACAAUGAAGAAAUUUAAAAGCCUUUUAAUCCAAGAGUUAAGCAAAGUUUUUCCUGAAGAUAUGGCUAAAUACAAGGCAGUCCGAGGAGAAGAGCAGCCGCCCUCGUAAUAACUUCACAUGAUAUAAACUGAAUUUACAUGUGUAAGAUUCCAGCCAUGGUCUGAGGGACUAUCACUGGAAGAUCUCUUGUGAUAACAGACAUAUCUCACCACUCAUUGCCUGGAGUCUAGAGAAAUGAACAGAGAUGUAUGUGCCAUACCGACUGUAAUGUUGAGUGAAUGGUGCUGGUUCUUGCUAUAAAGGGUUCUUCCAAACCCACACAGCACUAAAUUCAAGUGAAAUCAAGACAAAUAAAUAAGUUAUUGGA
Molecule: messenger RNA, 812 nt
Organism: Bufo gargarizans (Asiatic toad)
Lineage: Eukaryota; Metazoa; Chordata; Amphibia; Anura; Bufonidae
Gene: MED10
Product: mediator complex subunit 10
Exons: 4
Coding region: 146-553 (135 amino acids)
Biological process (GO): positive regulation of transcription by RNA polymerase II
Cellular component (GO): mediator complex; chromatin
Molecular function (GO): transcription coregulator activity
Source: RefSeq, a predicted model, not a curated record